AUCGAAAUACGGAGUGCUAUCUAUAUAAAACAUAUAAAGCGCUUUUUCUUUCCAGAUGACACCUCUAUGAAUUUUUUCACCACAGGAUGUUUACAGAAAGUCUGCAAACGGCACGCGAACGGCGUAAUUAUUGUUGAGAGACGGUGACAGGUCGUGUCACCGGUCGAAGCGGCUGCUCGGUGAACGUGCUGUCAAAUCUCAGCUGCCACAACAACGUUGAUUAACACAGCUGUCAUCGCAGCGUGGCAGUUUCGUUCGCGAUUGAAUGUCGCACUUUCUGUAUGUUCGUACUACCCGUGAAUAAGUUAUGAGCGUGGACAGCGAGAAUAAAUCGAACAAGACGAUGGCACCAUACACUUCGUCAGAGGCAGAGCCGGAAAACGGCGUCGAUGCGGAAACUUUGCCGGAAUUUUCGGAGGCCAUAAAUUUUACCGGCGAAAUCACUCCGGUGACUCCGGAAUUCGUUCUCCGAUUACCGACUAUUACAAAUGACUACCUCUGCUCUCCAGAGGCCAACGUCUACAAAAUAGAUUUUACAAGAUUCCAAAUUAGGGAUCUAGAAACUGGUGCUAUAUUGUUUGAGAUAACAAAACCUCCUGCUCAUGAAUGUAAAUGUGCUCAUCAUCACCAUCCUCAAGAGCCAGAGCCUGAUUGCGACGAGCUGGAAUCUGAGGAUACAAAUGCAGGACGCUUAGUGCGAUAUCAAUUCACGCCUCAAUUUCUGAAAUUAAAAACUGUCGGGGCAACGGCUGAAUUUUUAGUAGGACCUAGACCAGUUAACAACUUCCGAAUGAUAGAACGACACUUUUUUCGAGACAGAUUGCUGAAAACCUUUGAUUUUGAAUUUGGAUUUUGCAUACCGAAUAGCAAAAAUACAUGUGAGCAUAUUUACGAAUUUCCAACAUUGCCUGCGGAGUUGGUUUCCGAAAUGAUCGCGAACCCAUUCGAGACACGAUCUGACUCAUUUUAUUUCGUCGACAAUCAGCUUGUGAUGCACAAUAAGGCUGACUAUGCAUUCAACGGUGGACACGUAGAACGUAUGACACAUGACGAAUGUAAUGUACAAUUUGUUGCGGAUUAGUUGUUGCAAGUAAUAUUUAUAUAUGUAUAUGUAUAUAUACAUAUAUAUAUGUAUAUGAUUAUAGCAUCACAACUAUAUGCUACAGCAACGAUGACGAUCGCGCUGCACAUUUAGCUAGCGUCCGAUAUUUCGCCUUUUGGCACGAAAACGAGCUUAGAAAUUUUAUGGAUCAGCAUUGCUCUCCGAAUAUGCGAAUAUUAUUGCAAUGCUUGUCUAAAGUUGCUUUUAAUUUGUCGAACAAUUGAAUAGUUCCUAAUCUAUUUUUUUAUUUUUUUUUUAUUUAUGUAAAGUUGAUUAUCAAAGAUGUACUUAAUUUUACGAGAUGUUUUAUUGACGUUUGUUCUUGUACGAUACGUUCGUAUCGUAAUUUAAAUAUAUAGCACAUUGAACGAUAUGGCCUUUGAGUGGAUCCAUGUCUGGUUCUAUAAACUUUUACUCUUUAAUCUUUACAAUGCAGCCUAUACAGUGCAAUUUCCACGGCCAUCCAUGUAAAACUAUAAAACUGGAAAGGAAUGGAUAAAAAAAUCCGCGUUUUUCAGUGCUCAGUAGCGCUUUUUACUGCAAUUUCUUUUCAUUCUUACACAACUACACGAUUGUUUAAUACUUUCCACAUUGUUCUGUAAU
Linepithema humile (Argentine ant) is the source of this 1705-nucleotide messenger RNA. RefSeq names its product unc-119 lipid binding chaperone (gene unc-119). Gene Ontology annotation, cellular component: cilium. The record is from RefSeq and is a predicted model, not a curated record. Gene Ontology annotation, molecular function: lipid binding. Gene Ontology annotation, biological process: cilium assembly; lipoprotein transport; nervous system development. NCBI's taxonomy places the organism in Eukaryota, Metazoa, Arthropoda, Insecta, Hymenoptera, Formicidae.